Messenger RNA from Pygocentrus nattereri (red-bellied piranha), 3168 nucleotides. Its product is annotated as MTSS I-BAR domain containing 1. NCBI's taxonomy places the organism in Eukaryota, Metazoa, Chordata, Actinopteri, Characiformes, Serrasalmidae. Gene Ontology annotation, molecular function: actin binding; phospholipid binding. Gene Ontology annotation, cellular component: actin cytoskeleton; cytoplasmic side of plasma membrane. The transcript is spliced from 15 exons. Gene Ontology annotation, biological process: adherens junction maintenance; plasma membrane organization; positive regulation of actin filament bundle assembly. The record is from RefSeq and is a predicted model, not a curated record. The coding region runs from base 291 to 2360 and encodes 689 amino acids.
GGUUGACGAGUCGAGUGUCGCCGGCGUGAGUGAGGGAGUCGCCACAACUCGAGUGAGGAGGGCGCAGCGCCUGUGUGCGAGGGUGUCUGUGCGCUCUUGCGUUGCUUCGCUUUCUCGUAGACUGACAGGCUUUUUUUUGCAAUGGUUCGUGCUAGAGAAACGCCGUGAACGCGCACCAGAGCGGGAGCGCACACCACACCGGCAGGGUGAGCGGGUUUGGCCCCCGGGGUGGUCUUUAUACCAAGUUAUCUUUUGCCACGGACGAAAUCACAGAAAUCACAGGUGUGCUGAUGGAGGCGGUGAUGGAGCGCGAGUGCAGCGCGCUGGGGGGACUUUUCCAGACCGUGAUCACUGAUAUGAAGGGCAGCUACCCAGUGUGGGAGGAUUUCAUCAGUAAAGCUGGGAAACUGCAGGCCCAACUCAGGACCACAGUUGUGGCGCUGGCCGCUUUCCUUGAUGCCUUUCAGAAAGUUGCAGACUUGGCUACAGGCAGCAGAGGUGGUACGCGGGACAUUGGCUCUGCUCUAACCAGGAUGUGUAUGAGACACCGCAGUAUAGAGGCCAAAUUCAGACAGUUCUCAAUGGUUUUUGUGGACUCUCUGAUUAAUCCACUCCAAGAGCAGAUGGAGGAGUGGAAGAGAGUCGCCAACAUGAUGGAUAAAGACCAUGCCAAAGAAUACAAACGAGCACGCCAAGAGAUCAAGAAGAAAUCUUCAGACACUCUCAAACUGCAAAAGAAAGCGAAGAAAGGUCGUGGUGAUCUACAGCCGCAGGUAGACAGCGCUCUGCAGGGAGUGACCGAUAAAUACGCCUCGCUGCAGGAGACGGAGAGGCAGGCGGUCAGGAAGGCCCUGAUAGAGGAGAGAGCGCGAUUCUGCUCUUUCGUCUCCAUGCUCAGACCUGCCAUAGAAGAAGAAGUGUGUAUGUUGGGUGAAAUCACUCACCUGCAGUCAAUCUCUGAUGAUCUGAGGUCGUUGACUAUGGAUCCCCACAAACUGCCUCCUUCAAGCGAGCAGGUACGAGUGUGUCAGACACAGCGUUGUUGCUGGGCACAUACUGUGCAUAACAGAUGGAGCCGCAGUCUCUGUGUACACCAGCAAGGUGGAGCUACGAGGGAGGAGUUUCUAAUAAAGUGGCCAGUGAUUUCUGAUUUGAAGGGGUCAGAGUGCAGCUGGUCAUACCAGACUCCACCUUCUUCUCCCAGCACUACGUCAAGAAAGUCCAGCAUGUGUAGCAGUAGUCUGAACAGCGUGAACAGCAGUGAUUCCCGUUCAAGCAGCAGUCACUCUCACUCUCCCACGUCACACUUCCGUUACCGAGGCUCCGCCCUCCCCCAGCAAGGCUCUGUCCGCCUCCCCAGCGUUUCCUCACAUGAUUCUGGGUUCACCUCUCAGGACACUUGUCAGUCUAAGAGCCCAUCCCCCAUGCCUCCAGACACCAACACACAGUGCUCUGCAUCCUCCUGCCCUGAUGAGUCCACUCCCACAUUACCUGACUGCAACACCAACACUGAAGACAAGGACUGGGCCAGGCCGGGCCCAUACGACCAGCCGAUGGUGAACACUCUGCGCAGGAUAAAGGAGAGAGAGAGGGUGAGAGAGAGCUGUGAGUCCAGCAGCUCCAGAGAUGAAGUGCACAAAACCAGCCCCAACUCAGAGCACAGCAAAUCCAGGGAUGAAGCUCAUGAGGAGCUGGCCGUGUGUCUGUCUCGUGGUCUGUCGUUGGAGAUCCCACGCAGCAGAGACUCUGUUCAAGGUUCCAGCGGCUACAGUACUCAGACCAACACACCGUGCUGCAGCGAGGACGCUCACGUAUUUGAUUAUGACUAUUUGCCAGUGAGUGGAGACCACGAUGUGGAGCAUCCCGACUGCGAUGGGACCACUUCUGUUCCGCGGAACACAGAAAUCAGCCAAUCGUAUCGCCGCAUGUUACCAGCCAAGCGCCCCACCUCCACCCCUGGACUGCCCUGCAGCUCCGUUAUCCCCACACCUGGCAUAGCCACCAUCCGCCGUGCUCCCUCAUCAAAGCCCAGUCUGUGGCGCGGUUCCAGUGGUCAGGGCCCGAUCCCGAUCAGAACCCCCGUAAUCCCUGUUAAGACCCCCACCGUCCCGGAGCCGCCGGCUACCACAGACAGCGAAACUCCACAGAGUCCUACAUCUUCCAGCACAGGAAACAGCAGCAAUGCUUCACCUUCAGCCUCCCAAGAGACGCCCACCUCCAUCGGGCAAUCAGAUGCUCUGCAGGAGGAGGAUGAAGAAGAGCUGGACGUGCAGGAAGAUGAUGUGCUGCUGGCCAUUCGGCGUGGCGUGAGGCUCAAAAAGACGAUGACCAAUGACCGGUCCGCCCCACUCUUCGAAUAAGAGGGCAUUCCUGAGCUCAAGUGUAGCAGGAAUGCUUCAGUUAGCGACACUGCUAACAUGCUGUCAGGUGUAGGAUGGGUGAAGGAGUGUGGUGUCAUGGUGUGUUCAGAUGGUCCUCAUGAACUCGGAACAUUGUCAUGUGACCAAAUUACAUUGUUAUGUGACCACUUGUUUUUCGUUGGGGUGAUCAUGGGCAUCUAGAAAAUGCAUCACAUGAUCAAUAUGGAAACCUGCUCAGACGGACCAAUAAUAAACGUGAAGUUAUAUCGAUUUUUAAAAAUAAUCUCAAAGGGCUUAACAAUAGUGUUGUAGUCAAGACCAAGGCCCAAUCCCAUUUCACCCCUACCACCUAGCCCUUAGCACGUUCACGCCUAGGGGGUAGGGUGUCCCGAUUUUUUUAGUUGAGAUAGGGCGAAGUGGAUAGGGCGAGGUAUUAGGGCUACAUGGCCCUCCAUAUGGAGGUUUUUCAGACUCCAAACAGAGUUUUAUGUGAAAAGAAGAAAAAUCGGCAAGAUGGCUAUACAAACGACCAAAGAACCCCAAAAAUGUGAGAAUUUUCUCAAUUAAAAAAUUACGAUAAAUAUUGUAUUACCUACGUUUAAUGUCAUUUCAAUGUAUUAUGCUCCUUUGCUUCAUAACAAGCACAAAAAUGCUGAUGUUUCAGAAGCUAGCCAGCAAAAUUUAAUUUCACCUUAAAUAGUCCAGCAGUUCUGGUGCCUGAAGUGCCAGAAUGUAACUGCUGCUCAGUUUAAGGUGGAAUGGGAGAAUUUGAACAAGAAUUCAGCUUCAUAUCACUGAAGAAUUAGGG